AUGGAGGGAAAGAAACCUUUGCUGGUGUUGGAUAUGGAUGGCACUCUCAUCACCUCUUGCAACAUCAAGAGCCCGGUAUGCAAAGAUCCCAAAUUCAAGCACGAUUUCGCGCUUAAGAUUCCCCACUCUCCACGAUACACGGAGGAGCUCCUCGUCACCAAGCGCCCAGGGCUGGACAAAUUCCUGCGUGAUCUAUCUUCACACUUCCACAUCAUCGUCUUCAGCCACUCCCCGUUGAUCGUCGUGAACAAGGUCUUCGACGUGAUCGAUCCAUCGAAAGAGCUGGUGUCGCACAGGAUUGGAUACGAUUCGUGCCCGAAGAACAUCAAGAACCUGGAGCCGGGGAUUCUUGGGCUUGCCGAGGUCGAUCUCAAGAGGACGAUCUGGAUUGACGACUCUCCUCUGCCGUUUAGUGGGUAUCCGGGGAAUGGGAUCGUUGUUCCUCACUUUGGGGCGGGAGAUCACCGGAGGGAUCGAGUGCUCAUCGAUUUGGUCCCGGUUCUAGUCGCGAUGUCCACUGUGGAGGACGUGAGAGAGUCGAUUGCGUUGUACAAGGCUAGGAAAUGGUGGCACCCAUGGUCGGAUGCCGCGAAGAAUUGGUUGGAUUCUCUUCUUGGAUGGUUUUCUCGAUAG
This is a messenger RNA of Selaginella moellendorffii, 633 nucleotides long. Its product is annotated as probable C-terminal domain small phosphatase. Lineage: Eukaryota; Viridiplantae; Streptophyta; Lycopodiopsida; Selaginellales; Selaginellaceae. The record is from RefSeq and is a predicted model, not a curated record. Gene Ontology annotation, molecular function: phosphoprotein phosphatase activity. The transcript has a single exon. The coding region runs from base 1 to 633 and encodes 210 amino acids.